GCGCCAGUCGUGGUGGCGUAGUGCCGUGUGGCGGUCGUGUCGCCAGCCCGCGCGUCGUCGCGCGCACCCCGCUCCGCCAUGGAGCCCGUGCAGUCCAUGUGGUACGUGGAGGACGACGAUGAGGAGGACCUCCAGUUCAGCCCCGCGCUCAUGGCGCGCCGGGCCAGCGAGUCCUGGAUCAGCAGCGCCCCCGUCGAGAGUGUGCCGGUGACGUCGCCCCUGCAGCGCAAGAAGAGCCUCCCCGACGUGGCGGCCGCCCCCAACGAGGCCAUGUCCAGGGAGGAGGUGUCGGUGCUGAGCUCGGCGCGCCGGGAGGAGAUCCGGCGCCUGCAGGAGGAGAACGAGCGCCUCAGAGCGAACCCGCUCCUCUACCUCGUCAGCCCGCACGUCAAGGAUUGGUUCUCGCGGCAGCAGCUCGUCAUGCUGGUGCUCUUUGUCAACAUUUCCCUGGCCAUCAUGUUCUUCAAGCUACUGACAUAGUGCCGGCCCAGCUGGCUGUUUGAGUGGAUCAAAACUUGUGAACUAUUUGUAAAUACAUGUAAAUCUACUAAAAGGACGGGAGCUCCGCGCUGCCGACGUCGCAUCGAGUUGACUCCUCGAGUCCUGCGUGACCUGGGACGUGUCUCUUGGGAGGUUCUCAACCUCGCGCGUCGGGGAAGUUUCCUGUAAAUGGACGGAAGGAAGACGAUUAAAUUAAUUUACUGUACAUAAUUUUCGUAAUAAUGUAUUGUAAUGUCUCUCUGCGGAGGUCAGCGGUCUAUGUAUAGCCUAUGUUGUAUACAGUGUAUCUUUCAAGAAUUGCCUUUUUUUCUAAAUGAAGCAUAUCAUUGGUAACUCGUUCUCCUGUUAGAUACUCUAGCUGAGUAACACUGAUGUGCCUUUAUAGAUACACUUUAUUUUAGUACCUACUUUGUAUGACACGCAUUGUAGUUCCUAUAGACGAGGUAUGUGAAGUUGCCAAGUCGAUAUGAUUUCUCUGUGAAGACAUUAGCUGAAAGCAUCAGAAAAUGGAUACAAAGUUUUUGAGUUGCUAGAUUAUUUUCAAUUGCCACAUAGGAGGUCCCCAUUGCCACUGUGGUUUCCAUGUUGUCGAAUAAAUAGAGUCCAGCAUUCACCACGGCGAACGGGAAGUCUUAUGACUGUUUAAAAUCUCCGCCAGAAAUCGUAGAUCUGAAAUGGGAAGAUGAAUCCGUCAUAAUUUACAAAAUACACACCUGAACUUAAAUCGUCACAAACUUCGCACUACUGGGGGCAGGCGGAAUGCAGAACAUUAAGACAGUAACUUUUAACCGCCACGCACACUAAGUACAUUCCGAACAUACAAAAAAGUGUUUUUCCUUUAAAGUACGUGGAUUUUUAGGAAUGUAGGCAAAACUGCAAACCCAGGAUAGCUAAGUGUGGUGUUCUGAUGUGGGGAACCAUCGUUCAGGUGUGCAAAAGUGUGUUCAAUUGGCGAUUGUUGAUAUUUCCACCGUAUGUACCAAACAAUGUGAAAUUUACCUUAAUUCAUUUUUGUAUUCAACAUUGUUUCUUUUUAAUAUUAUUUGUAUCCCAUCCCUUGCUACCCCCGUGCCAUACACGGUGUUCAUGAUGUAUUGACGCCUCUCCUCUUCGUGUCAAUCCCUUAUCAUUACAUCCAUCUGUUAUUGUUUGAAUGUUAUGUUAUUUGAUUGUUGUUGUUUAAAAUGUAAUAAUUGUGAGGAAUAUGUAUUGCAUUUUUUUUUCUUUUGAGUUUUGUUUUAUGUUAUACUCUGGAGUCUGGCCGAUGUAGGCAAAUCCAUUCCACAGACGCAAACCCGCUGUGGGUUACCGUGGUAUCUGUAUCGUGAGUGUGCAAAAUGACGAGAAAUUUCAAUGCUAAUUGUUGGUACGCUUUGUUAAUGUCCCAACGCGUCAUACCGUGGGGCUGAUCAAAUCUUGUUCUGUAAAAAUGUAUUCACGCGUUGUUUCUUCUUUUUUUCCUCUGAAAAGAAAGAAAUUGUUGGCUUUGCCGGUCUGCCGGGCCUGCGCUGCUGCGGUGAAUGUUUUCUUGGCCUUACUCGUCUUUGCUUGCAAGCGCGCUUCGGGCCGUGCAGAGUGCUUACUUGUUUUUUGGCGGGAUUUCUGCCGGGAAGAGAAACACAAGAGUGUCCAUUGCAAUGUUCAGCCAACCUGACGGAAAAUGGUGUGGAGUAUUCCCCAGGCAGUCAUCAUUCGUUCGGUGGCGAAGAUGAGAAUGUAUGUUCGUUUAAUUUAGUUGUUUGGUGUUGUGAUAUCGCGUAAGAUCGGACGUCUAGGCUAAUUGUACAUUGUCAUGCUUUAUCAUUUCCGUCAUCUUGGCUGUGUGUUGCUGCAGUAUAUCAUUAUUUUGUUCACAUUGCCCCACCUGUUUUCAUUUGUUUUAAUGCCAUUGUCAUUGAUUGUUGUUGUUUUCUUUGUUUUUUAUUGUCGUUAAUUCAGUAAAACUGCCACUCGUCCUUGUCUGAAACGCUCCACUCUUUCGCUUGGUUUCCUGUAUUUAAAUAAUGAGAUUUGAAAGACGACUUGUUACUUAAAAGGAAAGGACAUCAGUAAAAUGCGCAGUACCAUUCACGCACUCAUCUCUAGUAA
Molecule: messenger RNA, 2589 nt
Organism: Thrips palmi
Lineage: Eukaryota; Metazoa; Arthropoda; Insecta; Thysanoptera; Thripidae
Exons: 3
Coding region: 79-480 (133 amino acids)
Source: RefSeq, a predicted model, not a curated record